AUGUUCCAGGAUUUGAACAUGAUACUGGAUCCGGUGAACCUUGGCGUGCUCGCCCUCGUCUUUCUGGCGGCCCUCUUCUUUUGCUACUUUGCUAGGCAGGGCAGUGAUGAUGGCAAAUAUGAAAAGUUGGCCAAGGCUUCGUCGCGGAUCCUGGUCGAAAAGAAGGGCGCCGGCAAGGGCAAAUCGUUCAAGAGUAAGAAGGAGAACAAGAAGAAUGAAAAGCGCACGCCCGAGGUGCGUGCGGCCGCCCGCCUCGUUGAAGUGGUGGAUGUUGCGGUUCCGGAACUUGUCGAAAUGCCCGUGAAGAAGCCCGAGAAGCCCAACGAGAUGCCGGCUGUGGUCAGCGAGCCCGUGGUCCCUCCCGCGGUCAAAGAACCGACAAAGGUGGAAGAAGUUGCGGUCAAGGUCCCACAACCGGAACCCGAAACCAGAAGCAAGAAGAAAGCCAGCAAGAAAGAAAAGGGAGCAGCUGCUGCCCCUGUUGCUGAACAGACGGCUGCCGUGUCGAUAAAGCCAACGGAGGAACCGACAAAUGCUCCUGACGCUUCGGUCACUCCGGCUCCGACGAAGCCUGUCGAAGAUGUGAAGCCGAAGGCCCCUAAGAAGAAGAUUCCGACGAUGGCCGAGAUGAAUGAACAUACACUUCUCUCGCGUCUCUCUCAGCUUGACGAUCUCGAGCCUGUCUAUGUCGAAUUUCUCACGCGCUAUUUCAACGACAUCAAUGACAAUGCGGCCAAGUCUGCUAUUUCGAUCGGCGCUCUCGAGCAAAAGGUUGCCGAUGCGACGGCGAAGGCCGAUCAGCAGACCAAGGAACGGAAGGCCGCCCAGAAGGACUGUGCAGAACAGAAAGUCGUCACCAGCGAACUCGUCAAGAAGAUUGCUUCGCUCGAGGAAGAGGCCAUCACAUCCAGGCGUUUGCUGGCUGAUUAUAAGCUCAAGGAUGCCGCGUACGUGGAAAUUCAGACGAAAUAUGGCGAGUGCACCUCUGAGCUGACGGCUUUCAAACAGAACGAUGCCAACCAGAAGCGCCAAAUCCAAAAGCUGCAACAUGACCUCGAGGGAAACCAACACCAACUGGGAGCGGCCAUCGUCGAGAUGAAAAACCUUAGGGCGGCUGUUGUGGUUGGUGAGAAGGCGCAAAAGGACUUGGUGCAGGUUCGCGCCGAUUUGGCCGAGAAGAACGAAAAGCUCUCGAAGCUGACCAUCGAGUUCGAGGAGAUUCAAUUGCUUGCCCGUGACGCCGUCGCCAACCAGGAGCCUCUCCGUGCCGGAUUCCCCAUUUUCAACUUGGACUAUGGGACUGGAGGAGCCUCCGAAAGCAUUGCGAACGAUAGCCACGCUAUGUCAGAGAUUGAGAAGGAAAUGGCUGAGAAAGAAUCUGCCUGGAUGAUUGAGAGGAUCGACCUCCAGGACAUCAUCAUGCGCCUCCAGCAGCAAAUCUCUGAAGAAAGGGCCCACUGGGAGCAGGAGCAGCCACAGAAUCUGCCGGAAGACAGCGCCGAGGUGCUGGAAUUGAGGAAGAAGAUUGUCGCGCUGGAAUACGCCAAUGAGAAUAGCGGAAUUGUUCGUUUGGAGAACGAUGUCCUGAAGGGCACCAUCGACAACCUCAAGGUGGAGAUCGAGCGCUCGAAGGAGUUGUGGGCUAAAAAUGUGGCGGAUGCUGAGAUGCAGUUCGCAUCUGCUGCCGGAGAAAUCGCCGAGCUGAAGAAGAUCAACGCCGAUCUCGCUGGCUCUACCCCCUCGCUGUCCAACGAUGAGCUUGCACGUCUUCGCCAUGAAAAGGAACACCUUCUCGCCAAAAACGAGGAGCUGCGCGCCCGUAAUCAGACACUUGCCGGGCACCUGAUCGAGCUGCAGAAAUGUUCGAUGCGCGACAUUCCUCCGGUGGUUUCCGUUCCGCAGGGCCCUCCCGGACUCCCAUCGAAAUGCGACAACUUGCAAAUGGCACCUGCCAGCGGACCUGCGGCCAUCUCGCCGCCGCCGUUGUCUGCCGACUCGACGAUCUCGUCGGAUUCCACCCCGCUGAACACUGUCGUCCCCGUGUUGUGGUCGGAUCCGGGGGCUGUGAAGUCUGACAAUCCCGACCCGGUGAUGUUGCCGUUGCUGAAAUCGGCCGCUUCGAGCCCAUCAUCUGCAUCGUUAAACGCUCUGGCCAAGUUUGAGCAGCUCUGGGAUGCACACUCGUCGAGGGUCGAAGAGACCGCCGCCCAGCUGGAGAAGCAGUUAUCGGAUCAC
Molecule: messenger RNA, 2235 nt
Organism: Mesorhabditis spiculigera
Lineage: Eukaryota; Metazoa; Nematoda; Chromadorea; Rhabditida; Rhabditidae
Source: the annotation of a GenBank genome assembly